AUGACCUACAAGUGCGCCAUCGUCAACGUACCCUUUGGAGGUUCGAAGGGCGGCAUCGCCUUCGACCCGCGUCGCUACAGCCCGGAACAGUUGGAGCGCAUCACCCGGCGUUACACCGCGGAGCUGAUCCGCAAGAACUUCAUCGGUCCCGGCGUAAACGUUCCGGCGCCCGAUCUUGGGACGGGACCUCGCGAGAUGGCCUGGAUCGCGGACACCUACGACGCGCUGCAUCCCGGCGGCAUCGACAAUUUCGCGUGUGUCACCGGCAAACCCGUUACCCAGGGCGGAAUCCGGGGACGUGAGGACGCCACCGGGCGCGGCGUCGUGCUGGGUCUCGCGCGGGGACUCGACUUUGUCGAGGACUUUCCCGGAACCGGACUGACCCGCGGCCUGCCGGGCAAGGAAGUCGCCAUUCAGGGUUUCGGCAACGUCGGCUUCCACACCGCUGACAUCCUCGUUCGCCGCGGCGCGAAGGUCGUCGCCAUCGGCGAGUGGGACGGCACGGUCGUCGUCCGCUCCGGCCGGGGGAUCUCGAUACCGGAUCUUCUGGAGUGGCGCUCGGAACACGGCACGAUCAAGGGCUUUCCCGAUGCCGAGGAAGAACUGCCGCCGGAAGCGAUCCUGGAAGUGGAAUGCGACGUGCUGGUCCCGGCGGCCAUCGAGAACGUGAUCCACGGCGGGACCGCUCCGCUGGUGCGCGCGAAGCUCGUUGCCGAGGCCGCGAACGGUCCGACGACUCCGGAGGGUGACCGCAUCCUCGGGGAGCGCGGCAUCCCGGUCAUUCCGGAUGUCUAUCUGAAUGCGGGCGGGGUGGUGGUGUCCUACUUCGAAUGGGCGCGCAAUCUGUCUCACAUGCGUUUCGGCCUCCUCGAGAAGCGGCUCGAAAUCGCCAACACGAAUGCCUUGCUGAACGCGGCGGAAACGCUCUCCGGCCGGCGCCUGAGUCCGGAAAUGCGGCAGAACCUGGUCACCCAGUCCGACGAGAAGGAACUCGUGGUCAGCGGCCUGGAAGAAAAGAUGACGCGCGCCUACGACGAAAUCCGGGAGGCCAGGGUGCGGCUCCCGGAGUGCGGGACGCUCAGAAACGCCGCCUACGUCGUGGCCCUCGAGAAGAUCCGGCUUUCGUACGAGGAACUCGGAAUCUUCCCCUGA
This is a messenger RNA of Geodia barretti, 1152 nucleotides long. The record is from the annotation of a GenBank genome assembly. Lineage: Eukaryota; Metazoa; Porifera; Demospongiae; Tetractinellida; Geodiidae.